Arachis ipaensis is the source of this 554-nucleotide messenger RNA. RefSeq lists its product as uncharacterized. NCBI's taxonomy places the organism in Eukaryota, Viridiplantae, Streptophyta, Magnoliopsida, Fabales, Fabaceae. The record is from RefSeq and is a predicted model, not a curated record.
GUUUUACACAUUUACUCACCCCCAAAUCCCAAUUGCAAUAGCAUAUAUACGGGAAAUUGAAACUAAAGCCCACAAAAAACAAAGUUGAUAACUUAGGGAAUGCAGAGCAUGGAGGCCAUCAAGGAACAGCAGAGUAGUCUCAGGGAAGGGGAAGGGGAAGGUCCAACAGAUAAGAAAUUGGGGUUAGGGAAUGUGUACUGCAAGAUGGGAGAGGGAUGGACAUGCGUGAUAACCAAGACUGAGGGCCCUGAUGCUGGCAAAGUUUUCCUUAAAUGCGGUGAAAAUUGCUCAUGCACAAUUGAUGGUGAAACAGUUUCUAAGGAAGUUGAGAUUGGGAGCGGCAACCAAGCAUUUUGCAAGUGCGGCGAAGGGUGGAGCUGUGUCAUAUACAACAACACUCAAGGCCCUGAGACUGGCUCCGGCAAAGGCUUUGCUGAAUGCGCUGCAAAAUGCUCUUGCUCUACUAAUAAAUCCAUUUAAUUACGACAUGUGUCUCAGAAAUCAACUUUAAUAAAAUGUGCACUUAAACUGCUUAAUGCAUUCUUUUUCAUUUA